AAUGCCUCAAAUUUGUGUUCCUCAAAUUUGUGUGCAGUAAGUUUCUCGGAGCAAGGGGAAAAGGGCUAGACCACGGGCUUAGCUCCUGAGUUGAUUUAUGGAGUUAGGAGGCCAGGAGCAUGUAGUCUCUGCCAGCAGGCCUGCCUCUGCUUUCUGGAUCUUCCACUGCUCUUCAGGCCAGUGUUUGGAGCUGGGCUAAUGGUAUGAUCAUCACCCCAGACAACUUUCUGAUGCACUGGCACAGUCUCUCCAUAAGAUCUGGGGUCUCUCAGAGGGAACAUUUACUAAGCAAGGGAAGACCAAAGCAACAGACCGGUAAGAAAGGAUAGAAGUUGCAAAAGCUGCUCCCAAGUCCCACUACAAAUUAGUAUCACCUGGGGAGCUCCUUUGAAAAAAAUUUGCACAUUUCUGGGCCUUGGCCCAGACCUACUGAAAUCACUUCUAGACUUGGGGCCCGUUAGGCCAAUGAGCAGUGGCCCGGCAUUUUAGAACUUAACCCCAGUUUAGUUCAGUUGGCUGACUCCUUGAUACUGUCUCUGUCUGUCUCUUUCCCUCUCUCUUUUUUUUUGGUCUGCAUCGUUUACCCGCGCCUCCCUGCAGUGGAAGUGUGGCGUCCUAACCACUGGACUGCCAGGGAAUUCCCUUGAUACUCUCUUUUAUUCCCUCCUUGGGGAAAUCCUACGCAGGCUGCCAGAGGUCUCUGAUCCAAUUGGAGGGAGAGACCCCUAGUGCUUAGGAGCAGCUCCAGCUAGGUCAGGUCCUCUGCUUGUGGGAAAGGAGCAAACAGGACAAGGAGGUUCCAGGUUGGGAGCCCAGGGCACACGUUAGCGCUGGGCGCAUUCCCAAUUGACGUACCCUUUGGGAAGGUCCGUGGAUUAUGGUGUUUUGAUACCUGCUCUGCACCUUAGCCUUUUUCAACUGGGGUUCCAAGAGAAAAUGAUUUGUGUGACUUUCCUCAGUACUCUCAAGGAUUACACAGAGCUGAUAGCAUUCUAGAUGCAUAUACCUAAGGGAUACCUUAGGGUAUUUGGGCUUAAUUCUUCCAGAAUUGGUUGAGGAGGGUGGCUGUGUCUUGAUAUCAGAGAGUCUUUACCUCACCUCUCCAAAUUGGCCUCCUCUAGUGCUGAGGAAGUUGCAGACCACACUGUUCUUUCCCUGGGAUUGGAUUGUGUUCCUGUCCUUUCUGCCUAAGCUGCUGGCCUCCCUUCCCAUUGGUGUUUAAGAUACCAAGGGCCAAGACUGGGCAACUCCUGGGGGUACGAGAAGACGACAGGGCUUUCUUGUUCUGUCCGUUUGCCUUGGUAGUGGUUUCUCACCAUUACUGUUUUCCGAAUACCAUACUUAUUUAUUCAAUUGCCUGCUGGUAUCUAUCUCAAAGUCAGCAUGUCUAAAAUGGAAAGCAUCUUUUCCAUGUCCUGUAUAUAACAAGCCACAAACCAGGGUAUCUGAUGGCUUCUCCACUCUUCCUUAGCUAAUUUAGUUACCCAGUCUUGUUCAGUUUUUCCUUCAUUACUGUCUCUCACAUCUGUUCACUUUUUUCCACUCCCUCCACUGCUAACUUUGUGUAUAAUUUCUUGCUCUGGGUAUUUCAGCAGUCUUUGAAAUGGUCAUCCUACCUCUGUUGCCUCUCUCACCCAAUUCUCAUGGAUGCCCGAGAGACCUUUCCAAAAUGCACACUGGGCUGUGUCAUUCUCUCUUUAAAUUCUGAAAUGGUUCUUUCAAGUAGAAUUUAAAAGUUAAACAAAAUCCUGAAAUGGUUCCUCCAAGUGUCUAGAAUUUAAAAUUUAAAUUCACUAGGAUGGCACACGAGGCCAUCCAUGAUUUGGAUCCUGCCCACCUGUCCAGCCUCUCUUGUGCCUUAUGGUCUAGGCUUAGUGAACCCCUGCAGUUUCUUUGCCACCAUGUGAUUGCUCAGGCCUCUUCCCACUGCCAAGAAUGCCAGUUACCUCCUUCCUUCCUUUCUAUCUCUCUGCCCCCACCCCACCCCAUCUUAGCUGACAGCCUGUUCAUUUAUUAAGACAGUUCCGGCACUGCUACCUUAGGAAAUCUCCAAUCCCUGUAACCUCUUAGGUGCUCCUCUUCUGGAGCAGCAAAGAAUAUGAACCUUUUUUUUUUCAGGUGUGCUUGGAUUUAGUUGCUUUGUGACCUUGGCGAGGUUUCUCAUUUCUGGUCUGCUUUCUCAACAGCAAAAUAGGAAUAACGAAACCUUACAGGGCUGUGGUAAAGGCUAAAUGAGAGAACGCAUGCAAGUCUAGCCCACGGCAGGCUUCCUUCUCUUCUUCAGUACAUGCCCCUAUGGCAUUGCUUUAUACCAGUACGUGUCUCUUUGCAUUGUAAUUGUGAGUUCACCCAUCUGUCUCCUUCUUCAGCCAGACUGAGAGUUCCUUUAAGGUGUCUUUCAUCUCUGACUCCCCCAAAACACAGGAGAAGGGCACACGGUUGGGGAGCAGCACUAUGAGUUUCAUUUUAGAAAUGAGUUUGAGGUGCCUGUGAGAAUGUCCGAGUGGAGAUGUCCAUUGGCAGUUGGAUCCAACUGGGUGUAGAGCUCAGCAGAGAAGUCUGGAUUGGAGAGAAACUUUGGGGAAUGGGUUGGGAGUGUGUCAGUGGUGGUUGAAGACAUGAUUGGGAUGAGGUGUAUUGUCUUAAUUCAGGUUACUUAGAAAACUGAACCGGAGGCAAAGCUGCAGUCCUAGUGCUUUAUUGGUAGAUACAAUCCCCGAGCAGUGAGGGUGAGGAAAGCUAGGCAGGAAAAGAGAAGAAAACACAAGGUUUGUUUUAAUGAGUGGGCCACUGCUUCACAAAUAACUGUGAUGUCCCUGGAUAGACUAUUCAGAAAUGCUACGUUUGGGUUGAUGGAGGGAUGGAGAGAGCAAACUCACCUCCUCUCUCUUCUGUCUGCUGUCCUUCGUUGCUCCAAGUUUGCCCUGUUGGGUGUUUGCUCCCCUUCACUUGUUGGGAUUGUGUUAGUUGGCCACCCGAAAAGCCAGAUCCCACGCCCUGCAGCAUGGCAUAUCAUACAAGUCCUGAAGUGUGAGGUGAACAGACGGGCACUGGCCUAUAGGACUUGGUCAAGACAGAGUAAGCAGCUAGAGGCCUGGGAAUCAGGUGAGGCGGCAGAUCACCUGAGGAGAGAGUAUAGGGCAGGAGGAGGGCGGAGCCCUGGGCAGUUCUGAGAGUUAAAGAACCCACAGCAGAGCCCCAGGGAUCAUCACUGGAGCAGAGGCCCCCAGAGGAAGUGUCACAGGGCCAAGGAAGAGGGAGAUUUGGGGGAGGUAGUUGAUAGUUUCUUGUAUUGCUCAGUGGUCAAAUGGGCCUGAGUUCAGAGAGAAAGUGGCAUCUGAUUCUGAGAUGCCCGGUGAGCUGGUCAGAGCUCCCUCUGUUGGUGGAAUAGAGGGAAAAGAAACUGGGUUGUGGUGACGAGAAAGGGGAGAGAGCAGCACGUGUGCACUACUGUUUCCCGUUAUUCAGUGGUGGAAGUUGGGUGGCCAGGGGAUGACAGAUAGCUGGCGCAAGCAUCAUUGCCUGUAGAUGAUAAUGGGAGCUGCUCACGGAGCCCAGGAGAUCUCUGGAAACGGAUAGGAUGUGGUGGGGGGGGCGCCUAGGGAGGCACUAUGUGCGCCAAGGAUGGUGCACAGCAUGGGAGCGGUCUUCUUUGAUCCAUCGACACCCAGAACUGCCAGUUGCGACACAAGAACACAGUCUCAAUUUUGUCUUCUAUGAGCCCCUCUCUUUCUGGGGUUCUUCGGCGGAUUUCCAGGGUCAACAUCACCUUCCCCACCCUGGAGACAACUUUGUGAAGUCGGAGUGUAUCUGUAAGAUAACUUUCUACACAGGAAUAGCUGCUACCCAAAGUUAUGAAGGUGGAGGAGGAAAAGGCUGGGGUAGGGAAGCUGGACCCCCCUAACUACAGGAGGCGAUGUCAGGAUCAGGAAGACUGCCGUUCCAUCCACAUUGGGCUUUCAGUCCCCAGUUACCCUCACAGGAAAAGAGACCCGAAGGGACAUCUUUCAGGCCUGCAAAAGGUCCACUGGGGCUUGCGGCCAGACAAGCCGCAGCAGGGGCUGGCCAGUGCCUGCAGCACUGUGGAUCAUGUCAUCAGGACACGGUCUCCAGCUGCUGAGCAGCUCCAGGACAUCCUGGGGGAGGAAGAUGAGGCUCCCAACCCCACCCUCUUCACAGAGAUGGACACUCUGCAGCACGACGGAGACCAGAUGGAGUGGAAGGAGUCGGCCAGGUGGAUAAAGUUUGAAGAAAAGGUAGAGGAAGGAGGCGAGCGCUGGAGCAAGCCCCAUGUGUCCACACUGUCCCUGCACAGCCUCUUUGAGCUCCGGACCUGCCUGCAGACGGGGACGGUGCUGCUGGAUUUGGACAGCGGCUCCUUACCACAGAUCAUAGAUGAUGUCAUUGAAAAGCAAAUCGAGGACGGCCUCCUUCGGCCAGAGCUCCGAGAGAGGGUCAGCUACGUCCUACUGAGGAAACACCGUCACCAAACCAAGAAGCCCAUCCACCGCUCCUUGGUUGACAUUGGAAAGUCAGUCUCCUCCACCACCAAUCGCAGCCCAGGCCGGAGCCCCGCGGCGGGCCCCGGCCUACACCACUCCACCGAGGACCUGAGGAUGCGGCAAAGCGCGAAUUACGGCCGCCUGUGUCACGCCCAGAGCAGAAGCAUGAAUGAUAUUUCUCUCACCCCAAAUACAGACCAGCGGAAAAACAAAUUCAUGAAGAAGAUCCCCAAGGAUUCAGAAGCCUCCAAUGUGCUCGUGGGCGAGGUGGACUUCCUGGACCAGCCAUUCAUUGCCUUCGUGCGUCUCAUCCAGUCAGCCAUGCUGGGAGGAGUGACCGAGGUGCCUGUCCCCACCAGAUUUCUGUUCAUACUGCUGGGACCUUCUGGGAGAGCAAAAUCCUACAAUGAAAUUGGCCGUGCCAUUGCAACCCUCAUGGUAGACGACCUCUUCAGCGACGUGGCCUACAAGGCCAGGAAUCGGGAGGAUCUGAUCGCGGGGAUUGAUGAGUUUCUAGACGAGGUCAUCGUGCUCCCCCCUGGAGAGUGGGACCCAAAUAUCCGAAUUGAGCCACCCAAGAAGGUGACUUCUGCUGACAAGAGGAAAUCCGUGUUCUCCCUGACUGAGCUAGGUCAGAUGAACGGCUCUGUGACGGGAAGCGGCGGAGGGGCUGGAGGCGGCGGCGCUGCAGGCGGAGGCGGCAGUGGGGCCGGCGGAGGGAGCAGUGGGGAUGAUGGAGAGAUGCCAACCGUGCACGAGAUCGGGGAAGAGCUCAUCUGGACAGGAAGGUUCUUCGGUGGCCUGUGUCUGGAUGUCAAGAGGAAGCUGCCCUGGUUCCCAAGUGACUUCUACGAUGGCUUCCACAUUCAGUCCAUCUCUGCCAUCCUAUUCAUCUACCUUGGCUGCAUUACCAACGCAAUCACCUUUGGUGGGCUUCUGGGGGAUGCCACCGACAAUUAUCAGGGAGUGAUGGAGAGUUUCCUGGGCACUGCCAUGGCUGGCUCCUUGUUCUGCCUCUUCUCGGGACAGCCUCUCAUCAUCCUCAGUAGCACAGGGCCCAUCCUCAUCUUCGAGAAGCUCCUCUUCGACUUCAGCAAAGGCAAUGGCCUGGACUACAUGGAGUUCCGCCUCUGGAUUGGCCUACACUCAGCUGUCCAGUGCCUUAUCCUGGUGGCCACAGAUGCCAGCUUUAUCAUCAAGUAUAUCACCCGCUUCACUGAGGAGGGCUUCUCCACCCUCAUCAGUUUCAUCUUCAUCUACGAUGCCAUUAAGAAGAUGAUCGGUGCCUUCAAGUACUACCCCAUCAACAUGAACUUCAAGCCUGACUCUAUCACCAUCUACAAAUGCGAGUGCGUCGCCCCCGACACAGCGAAUACAACCGCAUUCAAUGCUUCAGCCACGUCGCCACCAAACACCAACACUUCUCUGUACAACCCCCUUAACCUCACAGCGUUGGACUGGUCCCUGCUGAGCAAAAAGGAGUGUUUGAACUAUGGUGGGCGCCUACUUGGGAAUUCCUGCCAGUUCAUCCCAGACUUGGCACUCAUGUCCUUCAUCCUUUUCUUCGGGACAUACUCCAUGACCCUGACCCUGAAGAAGUUCAAAUUCAGCCGCUAUUUCCCUACCAAGGUUCGGGCCCUAGUAGCUGACUUUUCCAUCAUUUUCUCCAUCCUGCUGUUCUGUGGAAUUGAUGCCUGUUUUGGCCUGGCAACCCCCAAGCUGCUCGUGCCCAGCGUCAUCAAGCCCACGCGGCCUGAUCGAGGCUGGUUCGUGGCCCCCUUUGGGAAGAACCCAUGGUGGGUGUACCUGGUAAGCAUCCUGCCCGCCCUGCUGGUGACCAUCCUGAUCUUCAUGGACCAGCAGAUCACGGCCGUCAUAGUCAACCGGAAGGAGAACAAGCUGAGGAAGGCUGCUGGCUACCAUCUGGACCUGUUCUGGGUGGGCAUCCUCAUGGCUCUCUGCUCCUUCAUGGGGCUCCCCUGGUACGUGGCUGCCACGGUCAUCUCCAUUGCCCACAUCGACAGCCUCAAGAUGGAGACGGAGACCAGCGCCCCUGGGGAGCAGCCGCAGUUCCUGGGGGUCAGGGAACAGAGAGUGACCGGCACCAUUGUCUUCAUCCUGACAGGGAUCUCUGUCUUCCUGGCUCCCAUCCUGCAGUACAUCCCUUUGCCAGUGCUGUACGGAGUCUUCCUCUACAUGGGUGUGGCCUCCCUGAAUGGCAUCCAGUUCUGGGAUCGCUGCAAACUCUUCCUGAUGCCGGCCAAGCACCAGCCGGACCAUGCCUUCCUGCGGCACGUGCCCCUGCGCCGGAUCCACCUCUUCACCCUGGUGCAGAUACUGUGCUUGGCUGUGCUCUGGAUCCUCAAGUCUACGAUGGCCGCCAUCAUCUUCCCAGUCAUGAUACUGGGCCUCAUCAUCGUUCGAAGGCUUCUGGACCUCAUCUUCUCCCAGCAUGAUCUGGCCUGGAUUGACAACAUCCUUCCAGAGAAGGAGAAAAAGGAGGCAGAUAAGAAGAAAAGGAAAGGGGCCCAUGAGCACAGUGAAGAGGAGCCCCAGUUCCCUCCUCCCUCAGUUAUAAAGAUUCCCAUGGAAAGUGUCCAAUCAGAUCCCAAAAACGGUAUCCACUGCGUUGCCAGACAAAGAUCUUCCAGUUGGAGUUACUCACUCUGAUUCCUCCUUCAGUGAUUCAGAACUCGACCGAAGCAUCACCCUGCACUUCAAAAUCUCCUGUCCAGCUUCACCUGCCUUCAGCUACUCACAGAGCCCAGUCUUCACGGUGCC
Molecule: messenger RNA, 7283 nt
Organism: Delphinapterus leucas (beluga whale)
Lineage: Eukaryota; Metazoa; Chordata; Mammalia; Artiodactyla; Monodontidae
Source: RefSeq, a predicted model, not a curated record